CUAAUUUCAGGGUUCUUUUCUUUCAUUGUCGCCGUUUGUAAGCUUUUGAAUCCCAAAUCCUCAAAUGGCUCCAAAGAAAGGUCUCAAAGCAGUUGCAGCUAAGAAGAAAACGGAGAAGGUGACCAACCCGCUGUUCGAAAAACGGCCGAAGCAGUUUGGGAUUGGUGGAGCUUUGCCUCCAAAGAAGGAUCUUCACAGAUUUGUGAGAUGGCCACAAGUGGUCAGGAUUCAGAGGAAAAGGAGGAUCCUCAAGCAACGUUUGAAGGUCCCCCCAGCUUUGAACCAGUUCACCAAGACCCUUGACAAGAAUCUCGCAACUACUUUGUUCAAAAUGCUUCUGAAGUACAGGCCUGAGGAUAAAGCAGCAAAAAAGGAACGUCUCAUGAAAAAGGCUGAGGCUGAGGCUGAAGGAAAGACAGUUGAAUCAAAGAAACCAAUUGUUGUGAAAUAUGGUCUGAACCAUAUUACCUACCUUAUUGAGCAGAACAAGGCACAGUUGGUAAUCAUUGCCCAUGAUGUUGAUCCAAUUGAGUUGGUAGUCUGGCUUCCAGCGCUUUGCCGAAAGAUGGAGAUCCCAUACUGCAUUGUGAAGGGGAAAUCAAGACUAGGAGCUAUUGUCCAUCAAAAGACCGCAGCUGCACUUUGUUUGACCACAGUCAAGAACGAAGAUAAGAUGGAAUUCAGCCGCAUAUUGGAGGCCAUCAAGGCAAAUUUCAAUGACAAAUUUGAGGAGUACAGAAAGAAGUGGGGUGGUGGGAUAAUGGGAUCGAAAUCACAGGCAAAGACCAAGGCAAAAGAGAAAGUGAUGGCCAAGGAAGCUGCUCAGAGGAUGAAUUAGAGAAGUUAUAUGGUUAAAUAUAAUGUCUGUUUGAAGUUAAGGUUGCCCUUUUUUAUCUUUAAAAGAUUUUGUUAAUUUUAGAAUAUUGUUCUUCGAUUUUGAAACUUUUGGGAGAUCGUUUUUUGUAUGUGUUUGGCCGUUGGACUCAUGACAGCUACUUCAAUUCGAGUCUCUUAUGAAGAUCCAA
Messenger RNA from Erigeron canadensis, 1025 nucleotides. Its product is annotated as 60S ribosomal protein L7a-2. The coding region runs from base 65 to 838 and encodes 257 amino acids. Gene Ontology annotation, biological process: ribosome biogenesis. NCBI's taxonomy places the organism in Eukaryota, Viridiplantae, Streptophyta, Magnoliopsida, Asterales, Asteraceae. The transcript has 7 exons. Gene Ontology annotation, cellular component: ribonucleoprotein complex. The record is from RefSeq and is a predicted model, not a curated record.